CUCUGCAGACACACUGCUGGUACAUUCCUAGCUGAUGAUUCAGGAUCAGUCAGAGAAGAGGGAUCUCUAUAUAUACUGUCAGCAUCUGAAGACUUGCUGCACAUCCAGCUGACUGCCAGGAGCUCACACUGCACUGACAGCCCCAGAGAUAUCCAGUGAGAAAAUGAGAAUGGUUCCUCUAUCGUUGCUGCUAGUGGCCGUUCUGCUCAACUUUACAGGGGCUCUUUUACCCCCUGAAAGCCUGAAAAAAAUCUCAGAAGAGGGAAGAAAGUACAUUACUGAACAGUUUGAGAACGCUGUGAAUGGAGUCCGACAGAUGAAAAAGCUCAUGGAUCAAACUGGAGAAGAGCAUCAGAAGAUCCUUCGCACGCUGGAAGAGACCAAGAAGAACAAGGAGGAUGCGUUGAAGCAGGCUCUGGAGUCCGAACAGCAACUCUCCGAGACCCAGGAAAUUUGCAAUGACACAAUGCUGGCACUGUGGGAGGAAUGUAAGCCUUGCCUCAAACAGACCUGCGUCAGGUUCUACUCCAAGACCUGCAGAAGCGGUUCGGGGCUGGUUGGACGUCAGCUGGAAGACUUCUUGAACAGAUCUUCACCUUUUGCCAUUUGGGUCAAUGGAGAGAGAAUUGACACUCUAAAUAAGCAAGAUGAGCAGCAACAUAUGGCACUGGAGGAUCUCGAAGACGGCUACAGCAUUGUAGAAGAUAGCGUGCAUGAGCUCUUCCAAGACAGCAUGAAGGCUUUUGACCACAUGAAGCCAUUAUUCAGCAAACCUUUCCAUGGCUUCAGUUUUCCCCAGUGGGAACAAUUCCCCUUCCAGAAAAUCAGCACUCCGGUCUCUGCCAUGCGUAUCCGCAAGGAACGCUCCCCUCUGUUUGAACCUUUUUUCACCAGCAAUUUUGACUCUCUCUUCGAAGCUGCUCAGAAAAUGAUGGAGAAGCAUCGCCAGAUGAUCCAACAGGGACCCCAAUUCGAUGGGAUGAAUAAUUCUACUGAUGACAAAACAGUAUGUCGGGAACUCAGGCGGAAUACUGCCGGCUGCUUAAGGAUGAAGGACAAGUGUGAGAAAUGCAAGGAAAUCCUGGCAGUUGAUUGUUCAGGGAAGAAUACGAUGCAAGAAAAACUGCGAGAGAAAUUUGAAGACUCUGUUCGCUUAGCAGAGAAGUAUACCACACUGUAUGAUGAUCUGCUACAGAGAUUCCGAGAGAAGAUGCUGAAUACCACCGGACUCCUGGAGGACCUGAGUCACCAGUACAGCUGGGUGUCCAAGCUAGCCAACCUCACCGACAAUGACCUGAAAGGAAUCUUCCAAAUGUCUACAGCCUAUUCCUCCAGCGGAGGUGCUCCAUCUGACACCACUGUCACAGUCAAACUUUUCGACUCCGAGUCUUUCACCUUCACAGUGCCUGGACACAUCAGCAUGGAGGAUCCAACGUUCGGCGAACUGGUGGCUGAGGAAGCUUUGAAGAGAUUUAAGAAAGAAGUCAUUGAGGCUGCCUGAUUGUACAGAGUGGAAUCUGGCACACCUUAAUCCACAGCCGUUUCCAAUCCAGUUAGAUGUUUAUUGUGCCGUUCCUCUCCCAAUUGCCAGCAAGGCCUAGACAAGCAUCCAGCCGUUCUCCAUGUUCAGCGCACAUCUCCUCUUACUACUGUUGUACUGCUACUACUGGUACUAAUGUUUGCUGCUUUUUUUUUUUGUAGGGACCAAAAAAUUUACAAAAACAAUUAAAAGACCUAAAUGUUA
Molecule: messenger RNA, 1744 nt
Organism: Rana temporaria (common frog)
Lineage: Eukaryota; Metazoa; Chordata; Amphibia; Anura; Ranidae
Gene: CLU
Product: clusterin
Exons: 9
Coding region: 164-1501 (445 amino acids)
Source: RefSeq, a predicted model, not a curated record